UCAAACAACCUUGCAGUGUUUCUCACGCAAUCGUCCUUGACUCAACUCUCAGAGGGCUGGUACAAUUUGUUCGUCAUCAGUACGCAUAGAUUAUAACAAAGACAACAUCAGUGAUGUUACAUCUUUGUUACAUCACUGAUGUUGUGAUCAGUGUUAUCUAAAUUCCUAGUCCCUGUCUCUCUGCAAGAGUUCAAUUAUAGCAAUGCUAAAUGGUGUGGCUCUCUGAACCAAAGAGACCCGACAGUCAUGGACUCAUAGAUGGGUGACACUGCUACUUUUCUAACCCUGGUUUGUUUGUGUGUGCUGCCUCAAUUCCGUGGUAUGCUUUGAUGUUUUGCGCUUCAUGACAUUUUCGGAACUUGCGAAGACUCGGUUUCUGUUGCCUUUUUUUGUAUGAUAAUAUAAUAACUUUAUUUAUAGAGCGCCUUUUAAAAACAGCAUUUAAAACGAGCGCUUUGACAGACAGAGUAAAAGCAGCGAGGCAAUGUAACAAGAGAAAUGCUCAACAGUCAAGCCAGAACUAAGAGACCCUAACACAAGACGGCAAAAACGAGAAAACACAAAUACAUACACACGUUUAUGCACACGUGUACACACACCAAUCAGCCACAGCAUCAAAACCACUGACAGACAAAGCAAAAAACAACAAAAAAAAAAAAAAAACGCCGUCAUCGUCGUUGACAUACAUCUCUGACCUGUGUUUUGUGAUUGUAUGUCUCCAUGCUUUGCUGGGUGACUGUCACGACAGGAUUACUGGAACAGUGAAGGAAUGUCUGACCGAGGAGAUAAAUACAGUGCACACGGGCCUCUGCAUCACACGCCUAAAGAUCGUCCGGCAACAUGCCCUGGAGCAGCAGCAUACUCAUUUAUGGGUACCUCCCGAGCACACAGUACGUUACACAGAAUGCGAGCCGCCAGAUUGUACUUGUCAUGAUGCUCUUAUGUUACCACCUGUGGUUUCAGAUUGACUUUGCGUGUCCGUGCACCACGGGCAGUAGCGCCCUUCACUGCUACUGUUACAUGGUGUUGCCAUCGCUCAUCAUAGUCAGCAUCAUCAUGUGGAACGACCAGCGGAUCGGUCGGCUCUUCAGAUACUUCUGCUACCACUCAUCAGCUAAAAAGCAACCGUGCAGCUGCCAUGGGAAAUUCGGCUGCGAGUUCAUCAUAUACUUGCUUCAGGCGGCGGCGUCUGGACUACUAUGGUGUGGGUCAGUGCUUGUCGAUGGAGACUGGUACGUGUGCUGCGGAAGCUCCAAAGAGUUUGCGACUUUAUCCUGUCUGGGGAAGAGUGAGAUUGGUCCAGCCGAGAUGGCGAGAAAAAUUCACCUGAAAAACCGGUCGAUGGUUAUAGGGUUAGCCUGCAUCCUGCUGACCAUCGCCUGCUCGUUCGUUUUCGCCCUGCCAUGGAACAGGUGGUGCACGAGGAGGAAUCACUUCCGGGCGAUGUUCGAAGAGACUAUACUGGAGCAGACAGAGAUCGUUUUGCUGGCGGAGAUGCGUAAAGCCGCUGCUGACGCUGUCACACAGUCGCUUGCAAAGGUGUCCACGACUGAAAGCAUGGACAAUAAAAAAACUGAGGAGAAGGACAACAUGCUUUUGACCUGCAGUCUCAAGGAGAAGCAAGGAUCUCAGCACAAUGAACUCAUUGUAAAAACUCUAUUUAAUUUGCAUUUUGAUAUUUUCAUUUCACCCUACAUCAUGUGCACUGGAGCGCACAGUCGCCAUUCACAACAGUUUGACCCUCAGCGCAUCAACACACUGUGA
Messenger RNA from Acanthopagrus latus (yellowfin seabream), 1764 nucleotides. RefSeq lists its product as uncharacterized. Bases 841 to 1764 code for a protein of 307 amino acids. Lineage: Eukaryota; Metazoa; Chordata; Actinopteri; Spariformes; Sparidae. The record is from RefSeq and is a predicted model, not a curated record. The transcript is spliced from 4 exons.